This is a messenger RNA of Hippocampus zosterae (dwarf seahorse), 2522 nucleotides long. RefSeq names its product claudin 23.1 (gene cldn23.1). Bases 73 to 906 code for a protein of 277 amino acids. The record is from RefSeq and is a predicted model, not a curated record. Gene Ontology annotation, biological process: bicellular tight junction assembly; cell adhesion. Gene Ontology annotation, molecular function: structural molecule activity. The transcript has a single exon. Lineage: Eukaryota; Metazoa; Chordata; Actinopteri; Syngnathiformes; Syngnathidae. Gene Ontology annotation, cellular component: plasma membrane; bicellular tight junction.
ACUUGCAGCGAGCGUCCUCGACUCAGUCGCUGCACUCCUUCGUGUAAAAUACACACGCACCCGACUUUCAAAAUGCCGAACCGAAACUCGCAGGAGUGGAUGCGCCUGUCCCUCCGCACGCCGGGAAUCUUCAUUUUCGGCUUGGUCAUGGCGCCCUGCGGUUGGGUGCUCAAUCUGACCGCCACGGUGGCCCCCAACUGGAGGACCCUGGAGGACUUGCCCGACAGGCCGAGCAACGAGUUCAUCGAGCAGGGCAUCUGGGACAUCUGUCGCUCCGUCACCACGUCCACGUCGUCCACGUGCGGCCUGGAGGACAGCACGUAUUUCGGUAACGAGAUCAUCGAUGUGGCCCAAGGGCUAAUGGUGGCCUCGCUGGUGGUCACCCUCGCGGGCCUGGCCGUGGCCAUCCCCGGGAUCCGCUGCUGGAAGGAGAGGCCCAACUGGGUGGUGGCCGGCCUUGGGGGGUUGUUAAUCUUCAUUUCGGGGGUGUUUGUCCUCAUCCCCAUCUCUUGGUACACCCACAUCCUGGAAGACAUCAGCACGGUGACACCCAGGGAGAACGUGCGCGUGGGCUACUGCAUCGUGCUGGGUUUCAUCGGCGGCAUUUUCGAGAUCCUGGGCGGCUUCGUCAUGUUCAUCGGUAUCUGUCGCUGCUGCGGCGGGAAGAACCGCGGCGAGGUGCGGGUGCAGGAGACCGGGCGCAGCCGCUUCAGCGCGCGCCCGCAAUCGCAGCCGAGACGCGUGGACGUACCCUCGCUCAGCCGGGACCGUAGUCCUGCGCCCAGUAGCGUGCCCUACAUCCGGGACUCUCUGGACGACGACGUCUCCUUCCCGCGGGCCAAGAGCGCCGGGCCCCGAUCCGUCGACACCUCGUUCACGGGGAGGCCCUACGAUGCGGACUUGUGAGGGAGAGGGGGGGGGGGACACCGAUGUACGCACACGGAUACACACUCACACAAGUUGAUCAAUUGCCGCGUUUCCCAACCAUCGCUAAACCAAGAAACAUAUUUGAACUUGUUGGUUCUUUUUACCUUUUUUUAGGUUAUUUAAAUGACAUGUUUCACAUGAUGAACAUCAGCUGCUAGACGAGUCACCAAUCAUCACGUGACACUGAAGAAGGCGGAAGACUUAAUUAUGCCAGGUAAAUAACCUUUUUUUUUAAAAAAAAAAACUUGGUCUGAGAGAAAUAACCAACAAGUUCAAUUAUAAAUAAAAGACAGAAUCAACUUUAUUCGGCUAUCAAGCCACAUAUUUUUCCAUGAGAAAAAUCCAGUGGUGGCAAAUAAACUGCUACGUUACUGUACUGUAUGUUCUUAUGCCAAUUCGACUUGAAUAUUUGUUUUCUGGCAACUUUUUACUUCAACUCUGUGAAAGCUGAUAUUUUUAAAUUGUUAUUUUGUCAAAAUCAUAUCCUCCUAUGAAGUGACUAAGUACAAAUACUUCCUUACUGUACUGCAAGAUAGAUGUAAGUAUCUGCACGCUACUCGAGUAUUUUUGACACGUUUUUACUUCCUACACAGUACACACACUUGGUUUCUGUACUUCAGUGGGGUUUACUGGUACCUCUACGUUAGUAUUUCUGACUACUUUUUACUUUAACAGUGAGGGUUGACCUAAAUGACUCAACAAAUCUACACAUUUUUGGUUUGGGGUACAGGUCUAAGUCAAAUGUAAUGUUGUGGCAGUCAACUACUUUGUAAACGUGACUUAAGCAUUUCAGGGGGUUUUCUUUUUGGUUUGGACAGAUAAAAAACACAAAAAGGGGGGGGGGCACCGUUAACGCCAAUGACUCAGCAGAUUCUGUGUCGCAAGAUGCUCCAUUCCCCAUCCAUUGCCUUGAGAACUUGAAUCCACACUUGUACUUUUACCACAAUAUUCUUUCACGCAAGUAUCUCUACUUCUACUUAAGUACAGCGAAUGAGUACGUUUGCCACCUCUGGAGAAAUCUCAUGGCACACCAUUGAACAAAAACGUCAGAAAAAGUAUGCACAGAUGUACACACAAAUGAAGUUAAAUAGAGCUACUAUUAUGUUUUAUCAUUGGCAUCAGGUCUGUUGCACAUCAUCACUGAAGACCGAGACUGCCUCGUUUUAUUUUUGCAAGUUAAUUGAAGGUUCAAGUGGUGACGAGAGAUCAAAUAAGUUUAUAUUGUUGAAGCCAAAGCUGUUGGAGUAUUAUUGUAAUGUUGUACCAUGCCGUGAAGGAGUCAUUUUUCAUUGCUCUUGAUUGUCGUUUUGGGGUUUGUGGAGCUAUUUGUGCCUGAAAAGCAAUGCAAUCAAACAUUUUAUUGAAGGGGAAUCAAGUUUUUAUGCAAAGAAAAUCAGCCACAUUAAGUUUGUCUUGUAUGUUCAUUUGUACAUACGGAUCAUAUUUUUCUCGAACUAAGACAUCGAACAAGCCUCUCUUCCGUUUUCAUGUAAAUAUUCUUAUACGCACUUUACGUUGAUGACACGGAGUAACGUGAACAAGAAUGUUUUCACUGUUGUGCAAGUGCUUUAUUAAACUAUACGCCAUGGCUAAAA